Molecule: messenger RNA, 2079 nt
Organism: Anguilla rostrata (American eel)
Lineage: Eukaryota; Metazoa; Chordata; Actinopteri; Anguilliformes; Anguillidae
Product: olfactory receptor 1D2-like
Exons: 1
Coding region: 153-1097 (314 amino acids)
Biological process (GO): G protein-coupled receptor signaling pathway; detection of chemical stimulus involved in sensory perception of smell
Cellular component (GO): membrane
Molecular function (GO): G protein-coupled receptor activity; olfactory receptor activity; odorant binding
Source: RefSeq, a predicted model, not a curated record
UAUUAUUUAUGUUCUUUAAUUCAGCUUAUUUAUGGAGCAGUUAGAUUUUAGUGAGCUUUGUUAACAAAAAAUCUGCUUCAAAUAAUUCAAAUAAUAACUUCGAUAGAAAGUGUAACGGGGACUUCAGUAAUCAUUCUCAGGUUUUACCAGCAAUGGCACUGAAGAAUGCAACGCAUUUUUCGCUGUUCACUCUUUCUGGAUUGCAGGAUGAAACAAAGGAAAGUAGAUAUGUUCUUUUUUCUGUGACUUUGAUUUGUUAUUUUCUUAUUGUGUUCAAAAAUAUGACACUGAUUGCCACCAUCCUCCUAGAGAAAUCCCUUCAUGAGCCCAUGUACAUUUUUCUGUGCAAUAUGUGCUUUAAUGCACUGUAUGGAACAAUAGGUUUCUAUCCUAAAUUCUUAUAUGACCUACUCUCUGAAGAACACGUGAUCUCAUACACUGGAUGCUAUCUACAAGCAUUUGUCAUUUACUCCAAUUUUCUGUGUGAUUGUUCCAUUUUAACAGUUAUGGCAUAUGACAGGUAUGUUGCGAUAUGCAAACCAUUGGAGUAUCAUUCCAUUAUGACUAAUCAGGCUGUGGUUAAACUCAUUGUGUUUCCCUGGGUUCCUCCUCUUUUGUGUGAGGGUGUUUUGAUUUUUUUGAGUUACAGAUUGAAUUUAUGUGGAUCAAGCAUAGAAAAACUGUACUGUGCAAACUGGUCAAUUGUUAAGCUUUCUUGUUCUUUAAACACAAUGAAUAAUGUGGCUGGUUAUAGUGUGAUUUUUGUGUAUAUCGGUCAUGUGAUUUUCAUUUUCUACUCUUACGCUCAACUGAUCAGAACAUGUUUGAAGUCCACAGAAGACAGGGGCAAAUUCCUGCAAACGUGCUUGCCACAUUUGUUUUCACUGAUUAACGUGACAGUGGCUGUACUCUUUGAAGUAAUGUUCAAUCGAUAUGGAAACAAGGAUUUUCCGCAGAGGCUGCUAAAUUUUAUGGCACUGGACAUUUUGGUAUUCCCCCCACUUCUCAACCCCCUAGUUUACGGAAUACAACUGACAAAAGUUCGGAGCAAAGUUUUUGGAAAAUGCAAGAAACACAGUCGGCUCAACCAUGAUUAAAACAUUAUUGAAGUGUGAUUCAACCUGCCUUAAAUAACUGGGAAAUAUGUUUUUAAUGGUAGCUUCGAAAAAUAAGAAUUUCACAUCAGUGUGAGUCAGACCCUUUUUUCUGCUCUCAUUGCAUGUUCUCAUUAGCUUAUUAAAGAUAGCCUAUUUCUAUCUUCCUAUUACAGGGCUGGAGCCCAUGUUCUGGUACUGAUUAUGGACUGUGUUGAUUAUGUCCGACUGCUUCGCAAGGUGACACACAAUUGUUGGUACUUAUGUGAUCCACAGGUGGGAGGGCUUGGUUGGCCCGGAUGACAGCAUCUCACCACGCACCAGCGACCCCUGCUGGUCGAUCAGGUGCACACAGGUUCACCUGUUGAAGUGAUAUGGGUAACACCAGAGGCAAUUACCAUGCCUCAAUAUGUAGACGGGAAAGUUGUGAGUAAACAUCAUACUACGCUGCCAGGGCGGCCGUGUAGUAUAAUGGGUUCGGUGCUGGUCUUGUAACCUAAAGGUCACAGGUUCAAUUCCCAGGUAGGACACUGCUGUUGUACCUGUGAGUAAGGUAAUAAUCUGCAUUGCUUCAGUAUAUGUCCUUCUGUAUAAAUGGAUUCUAUGUAAAUGUUGUGUAAGUCGCUCUCGAUAACAGCGUCUGCUAAAUUCCUGCAUUCUAUUACAUUUUAAAAUUUGCAUUUCAUUUGCCUUUUUCUGAUUGUAUAUUGUAUUGUUCCAUGAUUCGGAAGAACCUCAAACUGUACACAACUAUGACAAGUGAAGCAAUUGAAAGUAAGAGAAAAACAGAAAAUAACUGUGCUUCAUGCUUAGUUUUAGUGUGUGUUUUCUAUGGUUUCUGGACCUCUGACUUGUAUUAGGGUGCCAAGCACCAAAGGUGCAAGGCACCCUUUGUUUUUGCUUGUGUUCCACUAUUAAAAAUUAACACUUUGUGGGGUUAUAGUCCCAAGACAAAUCUUUAAUACUCUACAGCUGAGUGUGAAUU